AAUUAUGAAGCGAGGAUAUCCCGAGCUGAUUUUGAAUUUCAAUACUAAUUCACCGGGACUUGAAGGUUCUUCUAAUUCUCAAGAGCUUGAGGGAACGAGAAUAAAAUCAGAUUUGCCAUUCUUUGAUUUAAGUGUGAUAGUGGCCGCUACAGACAAUUUCUCCUCCAGUAACAAGCUUGGACAAGGGGGUUUUGGGCCAGUUUAUAAGGGUCGUCUAUUCAACGGAAAGGACAUAGCAGUGAAAAGGCUGUCAAAAAAUUCAAGUCAAGGGAUAGAAGAAUUUAAAAAUGAAGUUAUGCUGAUUGCCAAACUUCAGCAUAGAAAUCUAGUUAGGCUUUUGGGAUGCUGCAUUCAGGAAGAAGAGAAGAUGUUAAUGUAUGAAUACAUGCCCAAUAAAAGCUUAGACUCUUUUCUUUUUGAACAAAACAAGAAUGCAUUCCUUGAUUGGAAAAAACGCUUUGAAAUCAUAGUUGGGAUUGCUCGAGGAAUCCUUUAUCUUCAUCAAGAUUCCAUAAUGAGAAUUAUUCAUAGGGAUCUAAAAGCCAGCAAUGUUCUACUAGAUGCAGAUAUGAACCCAAAAAUUUCAGAUUUUGGCAUGGCCAGAAUAUUUGGAGGGAACCAAAUUCAAGGAAAUACAAACAGAGUGGUUGGGACAUAUGGUUACAUGUCACCAGAGUAUGCAAUGAAUGGAUUAUUCUCCGUAAAAUCUGAUGUAUUUAGUUUUGGGGUGUUAGUAUUAGAGAUCAUCAGUGGGAAGAGGAACAACGGUUGUAACAGUAAGGACCCAUAUUUGAAUUUGAUUGGACAUGUGUGGGAACUAUGGAAAGCAGGUAGAGUACUGGACGUAGUUGACUCAGCUAUGGGUGAUUCAUAUCCUAGUCAUCAAGUUUUGAGAGGCGUCCAUGUGGGUCUCUUAUGUGUACAAGAAAGUGCAUCAGAUAGGCCUACCAUGUCCGAUGUUGUUGUGAUGUUAGGCAGUGAAACAGCUCUGCAUCCUCCCAAACAACCUGCUUUUAUAAUGAAAGAAGCUCCCAGUACUCCAGAUUCAUCUACUGCCGGAACAGGAUUAUACUCAGUAGACGAGGAGACCAUUACUGUCCUUGAAGCUCGAUAGGGUUUUCUGCAGGCUCCAAACUUGCAUGUGCUAUUCGAUCUGUUGUAUCUCAAGUCUUGCCCUUGUAAUUGAUUAGUUAAAUAUGUUUAAUUAAAGGGUAAGAUACUUAAACCAUCUGACUAACUCAACUGUAUCCCUACUAUUUGCAACAAAGUACUGUCUAUUUAA
Messenger RNA from Nelumbo nucifera (sacred lotus), 1282 nucleotides. Its product is annotated as G-type lectin S-receptor-like serine/threonine-protein kinase RKS1. The record is from RefSeq and is a predicted model, not a curated record. Gene Ontology annotation, molecular function: protein serine/threonine kinase activity; ATP binding. NCBI's taxonomy places the organism in Eukaryota, Viridiplantae, Streptophyta, Magnoliopsida, Proteales, Nelumbonaceae. Gene Ontology annotation, biological process: recognition of pollen; protein phosphorylation.